Molecule: messenger RNA, 493 nt
Organism: Paramormyrops kingsleyae
Lineage: Eukaryota; Metazoa; Chordata; Actinopteri; Osteoglossiformes; Mormyridae
Source: RefSeq, a predicted model, not a curated record
AACAUCCGCUUCCGGUCGCUGACGCCAUGCCCUAAACAAAAAUGGCGGCGCCCACAGAGGUCUUCUCGUGACAGAACGACCUAGGAAAAUUGGUUAUAUUAUAGUGUGUGUUAAGCAGUACGAUAUAGAGUAGACGGGGUAUAUGUGACCUUAAUUGGAAUUUCUGGUAGCGAAAUUUUACGGAAGGUGUAUGGAUUAUGGCUUUACAGAGAGUACCCACGAGGUUUUGUCGCACGGUCUGUCAGACGCACCCCCUUCAUCUAUCAGGACAGAGUCAGCAACUCGUCACGGCUUCUGCUGAACCCGAAACGCCAGUAAAAAUUGAGAGAGCCAUCUUCCGGACUCCCGAGCAAAAUCCGGCCAACCAUUCACAACAGGAUGUGGGUCAGUACUACACGCUGCCUCCUGACCAGCUGCGCUCCGCCUUCCCCCACGGGCUGCCCCGCCGUUUCCAGCAGCAGGUAAUUGGGAAACCACUGUGUUCAUUGUGGGG